Hippoglossus stenolepis (Pacific halibut) is the source of this 902-nucleotide messenger RNA. Its product is annotated as interleukin-24. Lineage: Eukaryota; Metazoa; Chordata; Actinopteri; Pleuronectiformes; Pleuronectidae. The transcript is spliced from 6 exons. Gene Ontology annotation, cellular component: extracellular region. The coding region runs from base 116 to 709 and encodes 197 amino acids. The record is from RefSeq and is a predicted model, not a curated record.
GGUUGAGGUGUAUAAAGACUCGGGCCCGGCGUUGUCGUUCACAGCAGAAUCCUCUGACAGGUGAAAACUUCUCGCUUCUGAAAGGAUCCACAUCGUUUAUCUGACAGAAAACAAGAUGAAACUCGACAUCGCCACACCCGCCCGCUCCCUCCGUCCAGCAGCCGCCAUGUUUGUCCUGCUGCCGCUGCUCCUGAUUGGCUGGGCCGAGCAGGGCACAGCGCACCCUGUUGACCGCCCGCUCAGCCACCCGCUACGAAACAAAGAGACGUACCGGGCUGUCCAGGAUGUGUCCAAACACGCUCAGAGUUUACAGACGGACGACGACUCCAGCACCAGACUGAUGCCUCGGGUCAACAUCGACCAGGACCACCUGAAGAUCUGCUGCCUCCACGCCAACAUCCUCGACUUCUACCUGCGCAACAUCCUGGUUCAGCGUGACAACCAGCAUCCCAAGAUGCACCGGCUGAAGACUGACCUCUCCCGCGUCAGCGAGGACCUGCAGACCCAAGGCUGCAAUGUGACUCACUACCACGACCAUCGCCACGCUGUCGAGUUUCGCAAGAAGCUCAAAGAGAUGGAGGGCGAGCGAGGGAUAAACAAAGCCAUGGGAGAGAUAGACAUCCUCUUCACGUACCUGCAGGAUUUCUGCAUCCAAGUGAAAAACUCCACCGUCGCCGCCAUCGCCGGCGCCGCCGGCGCCGCUCACUGACGCCUCCGCUUCCACUGAGCGGACACGUUUCCUACUUAACUAUUUAUCACCUUUUAUACGUCCACUUUUAUACUUUAACUUAUUCAUGUAUUUAAUUUGAGAAGGUAUUUAACAGUUUUUUAUAUUUAUGAGAACUCGGUUGUGACUGAUUAGUUAUUGAUCAGUUUAUUGAUCAGGAUAUCUGAAUACCGGA